AUGGUGAAGAGAGAGUCCGACGACGUCACGCUGCCCCAGCUCCGCAGGCCCAACUCCACCGGCAACGGCCCCGAGCAGUCUCUCCCGCCUCCCCCUCCGCAUGUUGGCCCUCAUCCUCCGGGCCAUAUGGAGGAGAGGAGGCACAUGAGUUACGACAACGGUCCGGGGCAGAUGUACCGGCAUCAGAACUACCCUCCCCCGCCUCCCACACCGUUGCCGCCUCAUCCUCAGCCACCACCUACCCCGUAUGACCAGAGUCCAAUGUACCCCCCGCCGAUGGGACCGGACGGUCCCUAUCCCAUCACUGCAUACACAGCCGCGAGCAAACGGAAGUCUCAGAGAGCAUCGCAGCUCAAGGCAAAAUGCGACGAGAACAAGCCCUGCAAAAACUGUACUGACAAGAACAUAAACUGUCAAUAUCGCGAUCCAGCACCCAAGCAGCAAGACAAGGCAACGCAAGACAUACUGGAUGCCAUGAAGAGCAUGCUGCAGUCGUACGACGAGAAGUUUACUGCUGGUCUGGGCGAAGUGAGAUCCGAAAUCCGGGAGCUCAGGGGCGAGAUCCGAACAGGAUCUUCUCAUAGCAUGCAGGAGCCACCAGAGCUGGAUGACUACGUGAAAGAGGAGCCGAGAGCAGUAACUCCGCAACCGAUUGCGGAGGUUGACGAAACUCCUUCUUCCUCGCCCGGUGACGAUAUAGCGAACGGCGCGCCGGACCCACAUUCUGCAGCCAAAAGGAUGCGACUGUUGGAGGACGAAGAGGGAAACGAGGAACCACCCGGAAACCCAGUUCAGCCGGCGCCACCACCAUUCCCUCACAACCACACGACUCCGGCGGGGCGACUUCUCAUGUGGCCCGCUGUCAGAAAGCUUGUGAAGCCGCUGCUGGAUCGCGAGCACAUCAAAUACAUCGAGAUCUACCCGCAGCGAUACGAGGAAGACCGCGGCGAACUACCUCUUUUCGGACGCGGUGAAGGGUCAACCUCGCGUGCAGUAGACCGCGAUUCCACAUACGAUCAUAUGGACAUACCAGACGAUGCCUCGGUUGGCGAUCACCCAUCCCCGUCGGGUGGUACCGACUGGGGCCCGAUUGGGGGUCUGUCCCCACCCGGUGGCUACCCAGCCGACUUGCGAGCCCAGAAUCGUUCGGAAGGCGUUCUGGAUUUCGAUGCCGUGAAGGUUCACAGUUAUGUGGAGCACUACAAGAACUACAUACAGAACAUGCACCCCUUGAUCCCCCCAGGAGACCUAGACGCCAUGGUUUACACAUUCCUGGAGGAAGUGUCCAAUAACCCAAGUGGUACCAAAAAACACAGCAGGGUUGCCGCGUUCACUAAUCACCAAGAAAGGCCGGCUCAACCGUCAUUCGAACACGAGAAGAAGCGCAAACGUUCGCCCAUCCCUAACGGUGUGGAACCCGGACCGGCGCCGAAGAGGCCGAAGCCCCAACGCUCUGUCCAACAUGCGUUGGUCCUGCUCGUUCUCGCACUGGGAAAGAUUUGCAUGUGGAGGGACCGAAAGCUACCAGACCCUCCAGAGAAAGAGAUGCCAAAUUCAGGGUCCCCGCUUGUCCGAAAUGGCCAUAUAACCUCACCAAAUCAUGGCUCCCCGCCAUCCAGUGCUCUCUCUCAGUCUCCUGGGCAAGCUGGCUUGCCAUCACCGAAGGACCAGGAGCGCCCAGGUGCCAGCCGACGCUCGUCGAUGCAAGCUUCCGGGGUGCAAGCACCAACCAGUGCCGCGUCCCCUGCGCCACCGAAGAAGAACUAUGAAAUCAUACCGGGUCUCGAGUACUUCGCAUAUGCGACUGAUAUCCUGGGCAACCACUUCGGCAGUUACAAGCUGAACUACAUCCAAGCCCACAUUCUUGCCUGUCUCUAUUAUGGACAGCUCGGACGCGUGAUACCUAGCUUCCGUCACAUCAGAUUUGCAUGUUCGGCAAUCAUUGACAAGCUUCAGCCGUCCAUGGACCGAUUGAAACGGGAGGCUGGAUGGGGCUCGGAAGACCAGGAAGUUCUUCCUAAACCACAGGAGGGCUCCGAACCAGAAAAGAACAAUGCUGUAGACACCAAGCUUCUCAUCGCGUUCUGGUCGUGUUGUCAGUUGGAGAGUGACAUUCUCGCUGAGUUGAACCUGAUUCCCUCUGGGAUUCUCCAAUACGAGGAUUUACUACCGUACCCGAACCUAGCGGUAAUGCAAGACCAGCUGGGCUUCUCAGAUGCCGUUGCAUUCAGCUACGCCGCACAGCUCUACUUGCGGAAACGGCUGAACAGAAUCUCCGGUUCACUCUAUGAUCCCAACAAGAAGCCUGAUGCUGCGCAACAGAGGGCCAUCCUGGCCGAGAUCGAAGAAGACCUGGUAAACCGAAGCCAUGUAUGGCUCGGAAUGUACAGGUUUGAAAGGAGCGACGCGCCGGCCAGAGACAUCCUGUCCGCACGCAUCCGGGCCAAGUUUUGGGGGGCCAACGUCAUCACCUACCGUCCGUCGAUCAAGACCGUGCUCGACUUUUCACACAAGCGCAACAAUGCCUUUUCGGAAGACUCGGAGCGAGCCAUUCCACAUGAAGACCCGGGCGGAUGGGCUACUGUGAGAAGCGACGCAAGGAGUCCGAGUGACAUUGACCCUAUAGUUUUCGAGAACGCAAGAAAGGGGAUUGAUGCCGUCAUCAAGAGUACUAUGGCUUUCCACGGCCUGCAGGACAAACGCUUCAUUAUCACCAAUGUUUUUGGAACGGCACAUGCGCAAUGGGGCAACCUGAUCACGCUCGCUGCUGCCUACCAUGACCCGCUGCUCGGAGAGUUUGUCGACGAAAAACUGCUACGACAACUUUUGAGGAAAACGAUUGAGUUCUUUGAGAUUGUGGCCCAGGACACUAGCAGUCUCGCUGUAGACCUUCGGGUCCUCCAAGGCUUGGAGGAGGGAUUGCCCUCCCAGGAGCAGCUGAGCGCAAGCAGGAACCUCAUGCCCCCCGGAACUUACGACAACCGCGCAAUGCCGUCGUACACGUCCAGCGGGCCAACACCUCACUCGGGAGCUGGCCCCAGCCCGAUUACGCCAGGUGAUCUGACCCAGGGUCACUCAACUCCGAUGGAAUUCUAG
Messenger RNA from Diaporthe citri, 3096 nucleotides. RefSeq lists its product as uncharacterized. Gene Ontology annotation, molecular function: DNA-binding transcription factor activity, RNA polymerase II-specific; zinc ion binding. Lineage: Eukaryota; Fungi; Ascomycota; Sordariomycetes; Diaporthales; Diaporthaceae. The transcript is spliced from 6 exons. Gene Ontology annotation, biological process: regulation of DNA-templated transcription. The coding region runs from base 1 to 3096 and encodes 1031 amino acids. The record is from RefSeq and is a predicted model, not a curated record.